GCGUGGACUGUCCAAUCAGGUGGGCCGAGGGAGGAGGGCUCUGUUUCCCAGGGCGGAAGUCCAGAUCCCGAACCCGUUGCUAGGAGGAUUUCUGUCUGAUUAAACUGUCUUCUUUUGGAUUUGUACUGGCUACAGUCUGUAGGAGAAGGACCGUGAAGAGACCCUCAAGCCACACAAUGGAGGCAGUGAACUUUGAGGAUGUGGCUGUGAACUUCACUAUGGAGGAGUGGGCAUUGCUGGAUCCUUCCCAAAAGAAGCUUUAUAGAGAUGUGAUGUGGGAAAACUUUAGGAACAUGGUUGCUAUAGAGAAAAACUGGGAUGAACAGCAAAUUGAACAUGAAUACAAAGAGUACAAGAGAAAUAUAAGGAAAGAAGUUAUAAAAUACUUGCAGUAUAAAUUAUGGUAUCCACAUGAAGAAAUGAGAUUUUGCAUUCCAUAUGUUAAUAUGAACAUGAAACCAUUCAGUACAAAAUCAAGUGAACAGUAUGCUUACAGAAAGUCCUUAAUUGGUAACUUGUUGCCAGAAGUUCCCAUCAUACCUAACACAAGUAUCAAACCACAGGAGUAUCAAGAAUUUGAAGAUGGGAAAACCUGCACUGACUUCCACUGCUUUCACAAGCAUGCAAACAAAAAUCCUGGAGAGAAACCCUAUGAAUGCCAGGAAAGUUUUAAAUGCCACUCUGAUUAUCCUGAAGGAGGCAACACUGAAAAAAAGUCAUUUGUCUUUGAGCAAAAUGUGGAACCUUUCAAUACAGCCAACAGUGUUCAAACAGGGGAAAGAAACCUCAGUGUAGUGAAUAAUUAUGUAUAUAUACAAUAUGCAAAACAUUUCCAGUCUCAGCAUGAUAUUCAGAUACAUGAAAGGGCUAACACAAUAGAAAAUCACUAUGUGAGUAAACAGUGUGGAACAGUAUUCAGUAAUAACACUUCACUUGGGAAAUGCAAAAAAAUUCACAGUGUGAAGAAACGGUAUGUAUGUAAGCAAUGUAUGAAAUCCUUUACUACACACAGUGAUUAUAAAAGACAUGAAAGAACUCACUCUGGGGAGAAGCCCUAUGUUUGUAACCAGUGUGGGAAAGCUUUUGCAAGACAGAGUCAUUGUAAAAGUCAUGAAAGAACUCAUACUGGAGAGAAACCAUAUGUAUGUAAGCAUUGUGGGAAAACUUUUAGCAGACACAGUAAUUGUAAAAGUCAUGAAAGAACUCACAGUGGGGAGAAACCCUAUGUAUGUAACCAAUGUGGGAAAGCCUUUAGCACACACAGGUAUUAUCAAAUACAUGAAAGAAUUCAUACUGGAGAGAAACCAUAUUUUUGUUUCCAAUGUGGAAAAGCAUUUAAAUGCCAAAAGGAAUGUAAACUACAUGAAAGAAACCACACUGGAGAGGUACGGUAUGUAUGUGACCAAUGUGGAAAAGCAUUUAAAUCCCGAAGUGGAUGUAGAAUGCAUCGAAGAACUCAUACUGCAGAGAAACCCUAUGUAUGUAACCAGUGUGGGAAGGCCUAUGCCACAAACAGUCAGUGGAAAAGACAUGAAAGAACUCACUCAGGGGAUAAACCCUAUGUAUGUAAACAAUGUGGGAAAGCAUUUAUUUCCCUUUUUCAAUGUAAAAUACAUCAAAGAACUCACACUGGAGAGAAACCAUAUGUAUGUGACCAAUGUGGAAAAGCAUUUAAAUCCCCAAGUGGAUGUAGAAUACAUCAAAGAACUCACACUGGAGAAAAACUCUAUGUAUGUAACCAGUGUGGCAAAGCCUACACCACACACGAUCAUUAUAAAAGACAUGAAAGAACUCAUUCUGGGGAGAAGCCUUAUGUAUGUAACCAAUGUGGAAAAACCUAUACCACGAACAGUCAAUGUAAAAGACAUGAAAGAACUCACACUGGAGAGAAACCCUAUGUAUGUAAUCAAUGUGGGAAAGCCUUCACCAGAAAAACUUACUGUAAAACACAUGAAAGAAGCCAUUUUAAGGAGAAAGCUUAUGUAUGUACAAUGUGGGAAAGCCUUCACCAGACACAGUCAUUGUAAAAGGCAUAAAAGGACUCACAGUAGGUAGAAAUCCUGUAUAUAUAAACAGAAUGGGAAAUUUUUCAAUAGAAACAUUGUCAAAAACAUGAAAGACCUAAGUUUCAGGAGAAUCCAUAUUUAUGUAAGCAGUGUGGGAAAGCUCUGCUGUCAGUCAUUUCCAAAGACCAAGUUCUCUGAGUUUAUAUAAUUAAAUGGUAUGAAAAUGCAUUAAUUACACACACAUAUAGUGGGUUGUGAAAUAAGCAAUGGACAAAAGCCUCAGUAACCUAGUAAUCAUCACAGAUUUAAAAAUGUAAUGGAAUUUAUUGUGCAUAUAUAGAUAAGAUAACUUAAACAGUUAAAGACAGUUGACAGUCUUUUCAAGAAACUGAAGGAAUCUUUCAAUACAUAGAUACAUCACUACAUAGAUUAAGGCAUAAGUAAUGAUGAGAAUCUGAAUAUCUGUGCACAGUGUGGGAAAGAUUUUUAUGUUUCUCAGUGAAUUUGAAAAAAUUCUCAUGUGGGCAAAGUCAUAUCUAUGUCAUUAGUGUGGCAAAUCUUUGAAUUUUUUUCACUUCAACAUAAAUAAAAAAUUCAUAAUAAAGGGAAACCUUGUGAGGGUAAUUUUAGAACCAUUUUGUAAUUCCUGUAACUUCAGAAAACAUGCAUCCACACAAAAAGAUAAUAUAGAUGAUUUGAGUUGUCCUCAUUUUGACCUUUCAUGUGUAUAUGACAAUUCAUAGUGGAAAAAUAAAUAUCAGUGUUUUGGGGGUAUCUGUAGUCAUCUUGCUUUUUUUAUUUUUCAGCUGAACACAAUUCUGUGAAAAACCAUUAAAAUGAUAUACAAAAACCUUUGUCAUACAUAGAAUAUUGCAUAUUGAGUUAAAUUCCUAUGAAUAUACUGUUAUAACUCAGAGUUUGAAAAUCCUUUGAACAUUUCUCAUGUAAUGCAAAUAUGUACAAGGAAAUAUUGUAAAUAUUGGGUAUCUUAUUUUCCUUGAAAUGCAGGAACAGGAGAUAUCUUCAGUUGUAAACACAGUAUACUGUUAAAAUUUCUGGAGUAUAAGUCUCAUUUUGAGAAUACACAUUUUACUAACAAAUGUGGGGCAACAUGACUCCACAACUGAACUUUAGUUAAUUUUUCUGAUUUUGUUCUAGAUUCUAUUUAAAUGGCUUGUUCACAUAGUCCAUUUUUCUAAAAAAUACUUGUAUAUUGAAAUGCUUAAUGAUUAUAUGUUCAGUUGUUUUUAACCACCUGUAGAUUAACAUAUCUUUUCUAUGUUUGAAGAUAUCUAUGUAUUACCCAAUAUAAUUACAGAUAAUACAUAGUACAAGAUUGUGUAUUAUAUGUGUCAUUAUAUUCAUAUGUAUACAAUUUUCUGCAUUGGUUACCACAUAAAAUUUUCUUGUCUUAGGCAUAUUGCCGUAUAAUUUAGUGGUAAUAUUUCUGUCAGUCAUCCCACUAAACAAAAUGCACUUCUAUAAGUCUCCAUGGCAGAGUCCAGAAGGAGCAUGUGUUUUUGUCAGAUAGUAUGUAAUUUAUUGUUAGUCUCCUCACAUACUAUAAAUAAUGAAAUAGUUUAUCAUUAAAAACACUCAUUUUUUUUCACUA
Cavia porcellus (domestic guinea pig) is the source of this 3618-nucleotide messenger RNA. RefSeq names its product zinc finger protein 431-like. Gene Ontology annotation, cellular component: nucleus. Gene Ontology annotation, molecular function: DNA-binding transcription factor activity, RNA polymerase II-specific; RNA polymerase II cis-regulatory region sequence-specific DNA binding. Lineage: Eukaryota; Metazoa; Chordata; Mammalia; Rodentia; Caviidae. The record is from RefSeq and is a predicted model, not a curated record. Gene Ontology annotation, biological process: regulation of transcription by RNA polymerase II. The coding region runs from base 177 to 2027 and encodes 616 amino acids. The transcript is spliced from 4 exons.